Candidozyma auris is the source of this 915-nucleotide messenger RNA. Its product is annotated as telomerase inhibitor. Bases 1 to 915 code for a protein of 304 amino acids. The transcript has a single exon. Gene Ontology annotation, molecular function: nucleic acid binding. NCBI's taxonomy places the organism in Eukaryota, Fungi, Ascomycota, Pichiomycetes, Serinales, Metschnikowiaceae. The record is from RefSeq and is a predicted model, not a curated record.
AUGGGAUUGGCUGGUGUCAAGGUGAAGCAGCGGUUUGGACUGGAUCCAAGAAACACAAACUGGUCCAAUGACACUGAUAGGUUUGGCCAUCAGUACCUCGAAAAAAUGGGCUGGAAACCUGGCAAAGGUCUUGGUCUAGUAGAGCAUGCCAUGACAUCUCACGUGAAAGUGUCAAUAAAAACAGAUAAUACCGGUCUAGGUUCAAAACUUGCAAAGAAGAAGAAAAACGAUGAGUUUGAUAGCGGUGAGUGUGCGGGGCUUGAUGUGUUUCAGCGGAUCUUGGGUCGUUUAAAUGGAAAAGAAGAGCAGAUCAACAAUGAGCUUAAAAGGCAAAGAAGGGAAAAUAUCAUCAACGGAAAAUGGGGAAUCCAUUUUGUCAAGGGUGACACCUUGAAGUCGACGUGGGACGCCGACUGUAAGAAACUUAUAAGUGGUCAAUCACGGAAGAGAAGUCGGAGUGAUCCAGACAGUGAUUCUAGCGAUAGCAAGAGGUCGAGAAGAAAAGAGUCUAAGAAAGAGAAGAAGAAAGUGAAUACUGACAAGAAGAGUAAGAAAGAAAAGACCAAAAAGGAAGAUAAGCCAGAAAAGAGGGAAAAGUCGGAGAAGAAGCUGAAGACGAAAGAGAGUUCUAAGAUGGUUAAGUCCGACAAAAAGGAGAAGAAAAGCAAGCUGAGAAGCGAAGAGGACGACUCCAAAAGGCUGAAGAAGGACCGCAAAUCUAAGGAGAAAAAGCUCAAGAAAGGCAAGUCGGAGGAUAUCGAAGAAGUUACGCGAGAAAGCAUGCUCAAGCCAAGAGAAGAGGUCAAACAGGAAAUUGCCACGAGACUUUCCGCCCGUGCAAAGUGGAUAAAGCAAAAGAGAGCUUCAGUGAUGGACGCAAAAGCACUCAACGAGAUCUUCAUGGUUGCUAAUUAG